Molecule: messenger RNA, 6817 nt
Organism: Leptonychotes weddellii (Weddell seal)
Lineage: Eukaryota; Metazoa; Chordata; Mammalia; Carnivora; Phocidae
Source: RefSeq, a predicted model, not a curated record
GGGUGGGGGGAGCAAGGCUAAUAGGAGAGGUCCCGUCCCCAAAGGAGCAGGAAGAAGGCCAGGUCAUUGUUCAUGUUGCACGAAAAGAGGGCACCCUUGGUAGCACGUUCCAGAAGAUGUACAGCCCUCCAGGGAGAGCACAGGAUAGUAUUGCGGGGGGAGGAAACUGGAGAUCCGGGAGUCCAGUGCCCACACUCCUGGAGGGGCGGCUCUCCGUGGGCCCCCCACCCCCCCGCCGCGGGCCACAUUCCAAGGGCUCGCUGGACGCCUAGUGAGUGGAACAGAAUUGCCGUGGGUGGCAGAUGAGCGGUCACGUGGCAUGAAAGAUGUGCAGGGGUGCCCUGUGAGGCCCCCUCGGGACGUCGUGAACAACAGAGGCAUGCAGGUGUGCAUCGGGUAGAUGGUGAGAGACCUAAGCCCCAGCUCUACAGAACAUCUGGGUACUGGGUGACAUUAGACGUGCGGGCAGGAAGAACGGAUCCAAAAAAAAUAGGACGAGGAUGGGUCUUUUUGGUGUUUUUACGUAAGACAAAGGAGAAGAGAAGGGAGUUUUGUGGGAAUGUCGAUCAUUGGGUUAAGAUGAAAAUGUAAUAUGGAAAGCCAUGAGCAGACAGUGACAAAGGAGAAGGUGUAAGUAAGUGCAGGAUCAAUACGGGUACACAACAGAGUUCUGCAGUGAGUAAGCUGGUGGGUAUUUUAGCCGAGAUGGAGACCGGAGCUACUGACCCUCCUCUGUGAAAGGGAACAAAGGUGCUAGGACAGUUUGUGAAGUUUCUUUUGAUUCCAUGACUCAGGAGAGGGCACUUCAGGGGUCUUGAGAAGCAAGUGCCAGUGGCAAGAGACGGUGGUUCACCAACAUCCACCACAGCAUUAUUUCUAGUCUUACAAAGUAAUGUCGAACAACGUAAUAUAUACAAGUGUACUCACGCUAUCAUGGUGUUUACAAAGCGGGAUACAAACAUACAGUUAUGCGAGCGCAACUGUGUAAAACAGCAUUAUGGAAGGAAAUGUGUUGUUAAGAGUGGUUAUUUCUACAACCCGAAGGUACAGAUGAUUUUUAGUCGUUCGCCUAUUUUUCUAGUGUUCUACAAUCAGCAUCUAUUGCUUUGUUGUAAACAGGAAAAAGUUCAGCUAAAAAGGGUGACGGUGACUCAGCAGUCUCCCCAGUUACCCUCUGAAGGAAGCAAGGCUUAUUGUGAAAGGGAAUUAAAAAGCUCACGGUGGCAAGAACGUGAUUGCUAGGAUUGUUAAAGGCCAAAAAAGCCAGGGUGGGCUCCUAGGACAGCAGAGGAGGGGAGUGCCAUGGGCUUUUCCAGCCAAACAUCGUAAGCUUUCACUAUGAAACAUUUAAAUGACAAAGAAGCUAGGACCAGCCUCCAGCCUCUUAGUCCACGAGGUCCUGAAGUCUGUCCAGAUGUCCUACAGGACACGAGCAGCAGCCAGCCCAGCGCUGUGCGGCCCCACAUCCUGUUCCCAAGUGCAUGUUCUUUCUCUCCCUCCGGGCACCUUCUGUUCUCACAGAACAAAUAAGGGAUGUGGUCAGACACCCCUUCCUUCCAGUCAGCUGUGGGAAAGAGGGAGGGCCCGCUCCUCCCCAGGGGACCCUUCAGACGCUGCCCUCCGGUGCUGACCAGAUGUCACUCUAGUUUGUCCCCAGCACCUGUUGUCUUCUGAGGCCUAAGGCCAGCAGCACUGAGUUCCCAGGGCUCUGGGCUGUCAAUGGCCAUUUUAUUCCACACUGGAAGAUUUACAAAUAUAAAGGUAUCGUAUGCAGACGACUGUUGUAGGGGCCAAUUUGGAGAAGUCCUUUGGAGUAAAAAUGGAGUGAAAAGAUUUUUCAAAUAUGAUGAGGAAGGGGUCUACUACAUGACAGGGAUUACCAUGAAGUUUUCUGCAGGUCAAUUGGGCAAUAUGCAAUAAAAUCACCAAAAAUUUUUUUUACUUUUGACUCUGAUUGUACUCUUAGAGAUCUAGCCUAAGGAAAAAUCAGAAUCGUACAAGCAUCUUCCCUGAUUGUCACUUAUAAUGGUGAAAAAUGGACACAAUCUGUCUGAUAGUGUCAUGGAUAAAUCUACGACAUGAGCUAUUACACAGCCAUUAACCACGUUUUUGAAGACCAUUUAACAGCUUUGAAAAAAGGUUCACAAUAGUCAGUGAGAAAAUCAUUGUGGUCAACUGUAUGAUUAUUUAAAAAUACACCACAUAGGAAAAAAAUAUUGGUAGAAAAUUAACAGUGAUUCUAUGUAUGCGGUGGGAGAAGAGGUGAUUUUUCUAUUUUUUCUUUUAAAAAUGACUUUCCAAGAUUUCUAUAAUUACUGUUGUCAGGAAAAAAUUGUAGACACUUAAAAAGUAGGGAGUACGACUGUGUGAUUUCAUUACCGGGUGGCCUCUCGUCUUCACCAAGUCCUGACUCCCAGAGCCGGGCAGCUGAGCUCACAGGGCUCAACCCCAGCUCACGUGAGAACAUGCUACAGAGCUUCUAGAACAACCAGUGCCUGGCCCCAACCUCAGAAGUUCUGAUCUGACUGGUCUGGGUCCCACUGAGGGUGGUUCUUCCAGCUCCUGGGUGGUGCUGCUGUCCCCCACGGAGCCUGUAGCACCGUCCUCCCCCUCCGGGCCCCCAAGGAGCGGCGGCUCCUUCACCCUCGACGAGCCCACCCUCGUCAGGACCUGAGCAACUCCCUCAGACGUUUCCAGUGGCUUGUGGUGUUGAAAGUGCAGCGAAGCCCCUGUUGAGAGGGCAUCAGUGUGCACGUUUCAGGCACUCCCAGCUGCCCCGCGGGGGGCCCUUCCCCCUGAACUUGGCCCCGAGAGGCGGCUGAGGACUCACCGAGUGGGUGCUGCCUGGAGGCUCCCUCUAACUUCUGGUUCCCGCUGGGGUCGGGAGGAAGGGUGCCACGGGUGUUUACGGAAUUCCAGGAGCUGUGAGGACGCUCACGGAUGUGCCUUCCCGCAGGUACCCGGAAGGCGGCCGUGCCAAGGGCAGGGGAAGAUGACCACGCCCAGCCCGAGGCAGGGCGCACAGCUGCGCUUCCUGGCCAUCAUGGCCGCCACGGCGGCGGCCAUCUCCCUGCUCUUCUAUGCUCUCCUCUGGAAGGCCGGCAACCUCACGGACCUGCCCAACCUCAGAGUCGGCUUCUACAACUUCUGCCUGUGGGACCAGGGCACCGGCUCCCUGCGGUGCCGCCAGUUCCCUGAGCUGGAGGCCCUGGGCGUGUCGCGGGUCGGCCUGGCCCUGGCCAGGCUUGGUGUGUAUGGGGCCCUGGUCUUGAUGCUCUUCGUCCCCCUGCCUCUCUUCCUGGCCUGGUGCCACAGCAGCAAGGGAGAGUGGCGGCUGGCGGUGGGCUUCCUCGCCACGUCCUCCUUGCUGCUGGCCGGUGGCCUGGGCCUCCUCCUCACCUACACGUGGAAGUGGGUCAGGCUCUCCCUGCUGGAGCCCGGGUUUCUAGCUCUGGGCACCGCGCAGGCCUUACUCGUCCUCUUGCUCAUGGCCACGAUCGUGUUCCCUCAGAGGGCGGAGGACAAGAGCAAGCUGGACAACUACUAGGUCUGUCAAAAGGUUAACGUGAUCGCCAGAGUUCAGUUUGAACUAUGCUCAGAGAAGGUGCCAGAAACUUGAGGGGCUGGUAUGUCUUCUCAGCCUGUUUGAUAGCGAAUGCCCAUCUCAAGCCCUAGGAGCCAGGCCCCGCCACAGAGAAGGUGGGGUACCUAGAGUCAAGAGGCCAGGAGGCAGCAAUGGCGGGACUUCCAAGGUUCCCAAGGGCACCCCCAGACCACACAGCUCACCGUCCUGAGAACUCCUGCUUUCCUGCACUGAUCUGAGCAAGCCAUUCUCACUUCAUCCUCAGGCUCAUGGACAGAGGACUCCUGUCACGAGGCCUGACUUCCAGAACGAUUUGCCAAAUGUCAAACUAGAACCCAGUUAAGGUUUAUGUCAACCAAUGGGGAACAUUAUGAGAGAUAGCGAGCUCGCCUCGGUGUCUCUUGGGGCUCCCGGUUAGCAGGCUCCCCCUCUCCAUGGUGGGUGCGAUGUGAUGAGCCCCCUUUCCCUAAUACCACUCCCGAAGGCCCAGGAGUGAUCCCUUGAGGGAUUCACUAGAGACCGAACCCGUGGGCACAAAGAGAAGCCUUGGUGGCUCUGAAGGCUCUCCUGGAAAGGCUCCUGGACCCGAGGCCAGACAAAGCAGGGGCGUCAGCAGGCAAAUCGUUCCUAGCACGGGCCCUGGGAGUUGGGAACAGAAUACACCAAAUCCCCAGAGAGGUGAGGAAGGUGAACAGAACAGCUCCACGUACAUACUGAUGCUGCAUCCCUUCACUUCUCCACCCAGAAGUGCAAAGGAGAAGAGCACAACCUCCGCCUUGUGGACCGGUUUGUAUUUCUGAGCACCUGCAUGUCGGAAAACCUGUGCAGCAAAUGCCCGCCUCAUUCCAUCUGUCCAAGGCCACCCUGAAUAGAGACAGAACUGGGGACUCUGGCAGGAUCUCGGCUGCAGAGUCUCCUGCGGGCUCCUGUCCCAGUCUUGCUUCCCAACUGCCCGGGGACUGAGGCUGAGCCGCCGAGUAGAAGGAAGGUGGCAGCGUGGGGGGCGGAGGCCUUCCAGUGCAGAUCCCUGUGGGCAGGACAUCUGCCUCCCGGGCUGCACAGGGGAUGGAAACAGGCUUCCUCCUUAGGGAGAGAUCCCGCUGACUGUCGGAAUUCCAGUGAACUUAGCAGCUAUACUCCUUCUUCUUUCAAAUUUAUUAAGUUGACUCUACGACGGUUCCAGUAAGUGUGACCCCCUUGUCCACCUUUCCCUGAACCUGGGAAGUGAAUAAAGCCAGACCCUCAGAGUGGAGGAGGCGCAGCGCAGAGAGAAAUUCUAUGGUUCCUCACUUCCACACACUCAACGCGACAGCUCCCAAGGCCCAAAGCCUCCUGGGCUUCCCCUCCUUGGUGCAUCUGCCAGCCCAGGGAGGGGAGGACUGGGCCUCUUCGGCAUCCUCGGCCAGGCCCCAGGCCGGGAAGGGAAGCCGGCUUCCCUCAGCGCCCUGGGAAGGAAGUUCUGGGAAGUCUGUCCCUUAGCUGAAAAAUAUCUCCCUGACAUAUUUUAACAUGUCCUCGUCCUCCUCAGGGCUCCUGCUGCACGCAGAGUCAGACCCCGUGGGCCCCUGAGGAGGGCGGAGGCCUGGAGGAAGGGCGUCUUUCCCAUUGUCCUCAUCCUCACUUCUACUCCCAGGAGAACUCGGUGACAACGUUGAGCAGGUUGGGGACAGCUGUGGUUUAUCAGCGCCCGCCAGGGUCAGCGGCUCCAAGGGCUUUUCCUGUUUCCGGGCCUGCGGGAGUAGGACAAAUGACAGGCAAAACAGACAUUAUGUUAUUUCCCGAGUGAACGUGACAGUUUAUCCGUCAGCAAUGCAGAAGCCACCGUGAAGCCCAGCGUGUGACCGGGUCAAGCCCUGCUCCUCCCGCUCCCCACCUUUCUACCCCUCACAGCUCCUGUAGAAGUCAAGACCAGUGUGGGAGAGACGUGGGCAGGGGCCUGAAGAAUACCAGAGUGGAAAAGAAAAACAGGAAAAAUAUAUCUGGAAAGGCAGGGGUGACAGAAUGGAAGGAGCAGGGGAUACAAAACUUGAGUGUGGGCCUAAGCUCUGGCACUUAUUGGCGGUGCAACUAAGGGGAAAUCCCUGGGCCUCGAUUUCUUUAUCUGUAAAAUGGGGAUAAUAUCUGAACUAACGAUCACCAGGUGAUGGCAAGGAUUAAAUGAGACAGUAAUACAUGAAAGUAUCUGGUCGGCUACCCAAUACUAAGGCGGUACAAUUACACUCCGCCUCAGAGGCCAGGGAGGCAUUCGGCUAAGGAGAAGUACAAUGGUCAGAAGUCACCAACUGAGACCCUUCGGAGAACAUAAGCAGUUAAAGACUUCCCGUCCCCUUCCACAUACCAGCAGAGUCACCCCAGAGACGGCUGCCCUCCCUCCCAUGUCCAGACCCAAACAUUAAGUCCCACCUCGCGUGGGGAGAGGCCGAGGGGAGCGCGACCUUGAGAGAAGUGCCAGACAAGGGCCUGGUGGAAGAAAUGGGACGACAGAUGACGCCUCCCUCCCCCAAGGCCGCCUGAGAAUGCACGGCGUCUCUUUUGUUGCCAUUAAUCAAGGGCCCAGUCCAGUUUCUGGUCCUCCGAGUAAGAAGAGACGCAGCUGCCUGUACCUCAAUCAGGGUCCCCAGAGCGACAUCCACCAUUUCAGCUUCACUCAUGCAGUACACGGUCCUCGCCGCGGCAAGCCUGAAAGGAAGGCAUGAUGCUAGGAUGGGGACGGACGGGUCUCAGGUCUCAAGAGGGGGAAGAACACGAGAGCAAGAGUCACAUCCCCAGGCCUACCCACCCGCCACCGCUUUCCAAUCUGGCCGGCUCCUGAGGGUCAGUGCCCCACGUGCAAGGGACACCAGCAGAUCAAAUAGAUCAUCGCGCCCAGACACGACUGACCCCCAACCUGCACCCAUGACCACAGUAGAGCAGGACUGCAAGUCAGAAGGGAGGUGGGUCCAGUUAGGACAACUCAGAAAAGGAAGAGCCAGGGAGGGGGGGCACUGUAGUGCCCAGUCUAGGAGAAUGCAGGGACGUCCCCUCCCCGGCAGCCCGAAGACUCCCCCAAAUUACCACCGUUCAACUAACUGGCCCUGCAGCUUCUGAUUCCACGCUGGCCCAGCAACUGCUACUCAUCUGUCCGUCCCUGAAGAUUUGCCCGUGGGGAGGCUGGACCCUGGUCCACUUAGCUUGACCCCUGGCUGGUCACAGUUUUUGGUGCAAAUGAAGAGCCUGGCAUUUUGGACAAGUGGU